AUGACGGUGCCUCUUCCCUCCACUCCACCUCCCCCUCGGGAUUUCCUCACUGAGUACUCCCUAGGCCGCCACUUAGGCAAGGGCGCGUUCGGCGAGGUCUUAGAAUGCACGCACAAAGCGACGGGCCGCCAAUUCGCCUGCAAGCGGAUCGACAAGCGAUUAAUCACCUCCGAGUCGGACGCCGCGGAAGUGCGUAAGGAGGUAGCGAUUCUGCAGCAGCUCACCGCCGCGGGCCCAAGCCGCCACGGCGGAAUCGUGCAGCUCGUCGAGGCGUUAGAAGACGGCGCCGCGGUGUACCUCGUUAUGGAGCUAUGCGAGGGCGGGGAUCUAUUCGAGCUUAUCAAAUCCGAUCACGCAGCGGGCAUGCCGGAGGACAUGGCGCGCGAGAUCUUCCGCCAGGUGGCGCUGGCGGUGGCGUACUGCCACGCGCGCGGCGUUUUGCAUCGCGAUAUUAAACCCGAAAACAUCCUCUUUACUGGCCCCAACCAGUCUGCACCCGCCGCAGAUUUCGGCGCGGAAUUCGGCGCAGAAUCCGUGGCCGCCGAAUGCUCGCAGAAGGAUUUCGGGGAUUCUUCCGCCGCCGCGUGGCGCUGGCGGGUGCGCGUGGCGGACUUCGGGCUUGCGCUCUUCCUCCCGCACGGGCAGAUGGGGCACGGCAUGGCGGGGAGCCGCUUCUACACCGCGCCGGAGAUGGUCCGCGGGCGGAAAUACGGCAAGCGCGCGGACGUGUGGAGCAUGGGGGUGGUGCUCUGCGCCAUGCUGACGGGGCGCGUGCCCUUUGCGGGGAAGGACCGCGCGGACGCGGAGGGACUGCGGCGGUCGAUUCUCCGCGGGGCGAUCAACUUCUCCGCGCCCGCGUGGGCGCCCGUGAGCGCGGGCGCGCGCGACCUGGUGCGGCGCAUGCUGGAGGUGGAUCCGCGCAGGCGGCUCAAGGCGGCGGAAGUGCUGCAGCACCCGUGGGUGCUCGGGCUCGAGCUGCCGGAACUCACAGCGGCAGACGCGGCGGCGGAUGUGGUUAUGGUGGCGGAUGCGGCGGGUUCGGCGGAAACGGUUGUUUCAGUGAAAGCGCAAUCGGACUUGAAGCCGGCGCUAGCGGUAUCGGCGCCAGGCUCCGCGGAUCCAAGGGUAGCGGCGGAAGAGUCUCGAGAGAAGAAGCUAGGAGUUAAGAAUCAGCAGAAAGCGGAGGUUAAGAAUCAGGCGCUUCCUAUCCGCGCUGUUUCUCCGCCCGUCGCUCCCCCAGCCACCUCUCCCCCCAUUCCACCCACUGCCCCACGCGUCGCCUCCCCUCUCCGCUCCGCUGCUUUUCCCGUGCGCCCUGCCUCCCCUGCUCGCCCUGUUGGAUCUCCUAUCCCCAUUCGCCCCAUCGCCCAGCCACCUCUCGGUUCCGCUAUAGAGCGAUUCAAUAAGUACUUUGUGCCGUUUCGGAUGCCCUCUCGCUCGUCCUCCCGUUCCAAUCGCCCACGCUCCGUCCGUCCUGGCGUCGUCCCGUCGACCGUCGUGUCGCGAUCCUAUCGCCCGUCCCGUCGCCGUCCCGUCGCCCUCCUGCCGUCAUCUCCGUUACCCCUCUCCUCCAAUCACCCUCGUGUUUUUCCCGGCGCUCUCUCUCUCUCGCCGCUCCCUUUCCUGAACCAAUCGCCUUCUCCUCUCCCUUCUCGUUGCUCUCUCUCUCGCCGCUCCCAUCCCGUUGCAAUCGCCUUCUCCCAUCCCUACCCAUCGCUCUAUCUCUCUCCCCAUCCCUUCCCGUCUCUCUUGCUCUCUCCCCUCCCUUCCCGUCGCUCUCUCUCUCGCCGCUCCCUUUCCCGUCGUGCUCUCUCUCGCCUCUCCCUUCCAGUCGCUCUCGGUCUCUCCCAUCCCUUCCCGUCGCUCUCGCUCUCUCCCCUCCCUUCCCGUCGCUCUUGCUCUCUCCCCUCCCUUCCCGUCGCUCUCUCUCUCGCCGCUCCCUUCCCGUCGCGCUCUCUCUCUCCCUGCUCCCUGCGCGUCGCUCUCUCUCACGCCGCUCCCUUCCCAUCGCCCAUCGCCCGCCAUCGCUUCUUCUCCCAUCCCCCAUCACCCACCCCAUCGCCUUCCCGCUCGCCACGAAACGCCUUCCCGUCCCGCACCCACUUUGUCCUCCCAUCGCCUGCCUCGUCGCCUUCACGCUCGCACUCAAACGCGCUCCCCGCGCCCUUCCUCUCUCCCUUCCCAUCACACACCUCGUCGCCCUCGUGCUCGCCCCGAAAUGCCUUCCCGUCGCCUUUCGUCCCUUCUCCCCAAGCAUUAAUCUCUGAAACGCUCUCCAGUCGCCCAUCGUAUCCACCCGGUUCAUCACCGACCUCGUCGCCCUCGCUCUUGCUCUGUAAUGCCCUCUCCGCGCCCUUCCUCCCUCCCCUCACAAUCUGUCUUCCCUCCCCGCAUCCCGUCGUUCUUCCUCUCUCCCCUCCCAUCCCGUCGUUCCACCUCUCUCCCCUCCCAUCCCGUUGUUCCUCCUCUGUUCCCUCCCAUCCCGUCGUUUUCCCUCUCUCCCCUCCUCUCCCGUCGCCCCCCUUGUCCCCAGUCCCUUUCUCUUCAUCUUCGCUGUCGACCAAUCAACCGUACACGCCAGAGCAGGUGUUUGACGUGGUGGCCGGGGUGGAACACUACGCUGACUUCCUGCCCUGGUGUGUGGGCUCGCACGUGCUGUGGCGAGCACCUGAAGGCAUGGAGGCGGAGCUGGAGAUCGGCUUUCACAUGCUGCGGGAGAAGUACCUCUCACGAGUCACCUACAAGCGGCCACUCUUUGUAACUGCUCGCUCCACUGACACGGGGCUAUUCCACCAUCUCGACAACCACUGGGAGUUCGCCCCUGGCCGCCUCCCGGGCUCCUGCCUGCUCUCCUUCUCCGUUGACUUUCAGUUCUGCUCCCUGCUCUACACCCAGUUUCUGGACCUCUUUUUUGACGAGGUGGUGAGCAGUCUUGUCAACUCAUUUGAGCGACGGUGCGAGGAAAUUUAUGGUCCGAGCAAGGUAGUUAUGACGAUAUAG
This is a messenger RNA of Closterium sp. Yama58-4, 3000 nucleotides long. Lineage: Eukaryota; Viridiplantae; Streptophyta; Zygnematophyceae; Desmidiales; Closteriaceae. The record is from the annotation of a GenBank genome assembly.